Anopheles coustani is the source of this 927-nucleotide messenger RNA. RefSeq names its product brachyurin-like. NCBI's taxonomy places the organism in Eukaryota, Metazoa, Arthropoda, Insecta, Diptera, Culicidae. Gene Ontology annotation, molecular function: serine-type endopeptidase activity. The record is from RefSeq and is a predicted model, not a curated record. The coding region runs from base 1 to 927 and encodes 308 amino acids. The transcript has a single exon. Gene Ontology annotation, biological process: proteolysis.
AUGAAGUUCUCCGUGUUGGCGCUCCUGGCGCUCGCGUGUGCCGUCCUGGCCACCGACGAGAUCGACUGGUCGAAGGUGCGUCCGAUGUCCCGCAUGCCCCAGUACUGGCGCCGCCUGCCCAAGGAUAUCCUCAGGCAGUACCUGUCCGAGGUGCGCAGCCUGCCCGAAAGCGCCCGCGGCAACUCUCGCAUCGUCAACGGAUACAUUGCCGCGCCCGGCCAGUUCCCGUACCAGAUUGCGCUGCUGAGCAACCAGGCCACUGGUGGUGCCGGUCUGUGCGGUGGUUCCGUCCUGUCCGCCAACUACAUCCUCACCGCGGCCCACUGCGUCGACACCGGUACCAUCGGCGGUCUCGUCAUCUACGGCGCCGAGGAUCGCACCAACGCGAACGAACCGUCCCAGGUGCGCAUCGCUUUCGAGCAGUCCGGUAUCCGGCUGCACCCGAACUGGAACCCCGCCCUCAUCCGGUACGACAUUGCCACCGUGCGCGUCGUCUCGCCCGUCACGUUCAGCCCCCGCAUUCAGCCCGUUACUCUGCCCCGCCUGAGCGACGUCGGUAACGACUUUGCCGGACUGAUCGGUACCGUGUCCGGCUUCGGACGCUUCGCUGACAGCGUGCCGGAGGCGUCGACCGUGCUGCGUUACGUCAACAAUCCGAUCCAGACCAACCUGGCCUGCUCGCUGCGCUUCCCGGGUGUGGUACAGCCGGAGAACAUUUGCCUCUCGGGAGACGCCGGCCGUGGUGCCUGCCAGGGUGACUCCGGUGGCCCGCUGACCAUCCAGCGCGACGGAACCACCGUCCAGCUCGGUGUGGUGUCGUUCGGUCUGGCUCUCGGCUGCGAGCUGAACUGGCCGUCCGUGUUCGCACGUACCACUUCCUUCCUUGACUUCAUUGCGGAGAACUCCGACGUGACCCUGUUGCCGUAA